Messenger RNA from Stomoxys calcitrans (stable fly), 1849 nucleotides. RefSeq names its product arrestin domain-containing protein 3. Gene Ontology annotation, cellular component: cytoplasm. The coding region runs from base 58 to 1620 and encodes 520 amino acids. Gene Ontology annotation, biological process: protein transport. The transcript has 4 exons. NCBI's taxonomy places the organism in Eukaryota, Metazoa, Arthropoda, Insecta, Diptera, Muscidae. The record is from RefSeq and is a predicted model, not a curated record.
UUUUGGACUACUCUAAUUUAAUUAAAACAUAAAGCAAGCAAAACAUUUUCAAUAGAGAUGCCAACAACCUGCGAAUUUGAAUUGGAUCGCCUUAAUCCCAUUUACUCUUCGGGAGAGUACAUCAGCGGUCGAAUACUUUUGAAAACGGAAAAAGUGAAACGAGUCAAUGCCGUUUAUGUUCUACUGGAGGGUGAGGCAAAAGUUCAAUGGUCGAUUAGUGGCCGAGAGUCUGCCACUUAUUAUGGCCAUCAACAGUAUUUGUAUUCACGUGCAAAUGUUUUUGACAAUUCGGAAUUCUCGGCUGGUUUGCAUGUCUACGUGCUAACAUUGCGCAUACCACCAGACUGUCCGUCCUCCUGCAAAGGACCCUAUGGCUAUAUAGCCUACAACAUUUCCUUGGUCAUUGACAAACAAAGGACUUUCGAUGAGGUUUUUCGCAAGCCAAUAUGUGUGGUGCAAAGUUUGGAUUUGAACUUUCAUCCUGAAUAUGGGCUCCCCGUUAAGGCCGAGAACAUCAAGUACCUAUGUCAGUGGCCUUGCACCUCGGGACCCUUGUGUUUCUCCCUUAUGCUACCCUAUGCUGGCUUUGUUCCCGGCCAACACAUCAAGUACUUCCUAGAGCUAGACAAUCAGUCGCCACACUAUGACAUUGUAGGAGUGGAGGCCUCCCUCAAACAACACUACGUCUUUUUGGCGCGCAAACCCAUGAAACGUAAUUUCCAUACAAAAACACUCAUCAAAAGUGCCAUUGAGGAGAGUACUUUGCGUCUGACGAAACGCUUGUACGAGGGCACUUUGCUUGUGCCCAUCGAUACGCCCAGGUCAACGCUGAAUCUCAACUACAUUGUCUUCAUUCACUACAUGCUGCAGGUGAAGCUGAAGACGGGAGCCUUUCACUAUGACACAGACAUUUCGGUUCCCUUGGUGAUUGGCACGGAGCCAUUGCGUCAAUACCAAGAGGAACAGCGCAGGUUACAGCGUAACUUUAAUCGUAAUUGCAAUAUUUGCACGGGCAGUAAUCGCACGAGAGGUGAAAGAACCAAUCCAGGUGGAGGAAAUUUAGUGACAUCGCAACCUACUUUAAGACUGCGUAGAGAGUUGGAGGAGUUGUUGGAGUCGCAGGUGCAUGAAGAUGAUGAUGAGGAUAUGGGUGCGAGUUCAAAAGAUGUUCCAGAAGAUGAGCCGCCUUCCUAUGACAGUUGUUUGCCUCCCUCAUUUAGUUUUGCUACCACUUUGGGAAGCCAAGCUGCCAUGGAAGUAUCGGAGCUGAAACGAAUUGAACAGCAAAAAAUCAACAUACAACUGCCUCAAUUUCCUGGCUAUAAUACUUUCAACUCUCACACUCAAUCUCCUUGUUACACCAAUGAUUCCCUGCUGGAAGGAGAACAUUUUUAUAAUUCCUCAGGUUCCCUGCUAACCGAUCACACAGGUCGAUCAUUGGAUACUUUGGAUAUGCUGACCAAUGUGGAAGAGUGUUUAUCACAAGGUGAAGAACAUGAAACACAACAUAGCAACAGUGAGAGUUUGGAUGGAGAUGUUGCAUCUACAGAGGUAAUAAAUGAUGUGGUUAUUGAACAAUGUAAUGAAGAUGAUGAUGUUGGAUGUGCUGAGGAGAAUUAGACUUCUCUAGCGUUGUGCCUCAAUAUGGGAACAUAGAUCUUUACCAUUAGUUUAGUUCAUAGUAUAGAGUAAUGAGAAAGGAAUAUUUUUUUAUAAAAAAUUUAGAUAUCACUCAUAUAACAGUCGUUUUAUGUCAAAAUAAGGUUUCACUUUAAUACAUUGCGAAUAAUUGGUGAUACCUAAGUGAAGUGGGAAAUUGCAUUCCGAGCCUAUAAAAUAUGAAUAUUUA